AUGUGCGAAACCACUGCAUCUAUCGUGGAAAUCUGCUUUCCAGAGCAAAUAUUCACCCGAGAGAGGGUAGCUUUGUUUCCUCUGGCUUACAUUGAGGAUCCAAAGAUGAACCGAAUUAUGCAGUGGCGGGAUAUCAACACAGAGAACGGGUUCAAGCAACUGUCUUUCAGCCUGUCAUCAGAGCCCAUCCAGGGCUCCUACAAGAUAGUGAUACUAAACCAAUCAGGAGUGAAGAAACAGCACCCCUUCACCGUGGAGGAAUUUGUGCUUCCCAAAUUUGAAGUUCGAGUCAAGGUCCCAAAGGCCAUCUCUAUAAAGGAUGAAAAAAUGAAUGUGACUGUAUGUGGAGUGUAUACCUAUGGGAAGCCUGUCCCAGGACAUGUAAACAUAAGCAUAUGCCAUAAAAGCCAGGACUUCAGCUUCAAGGAGAAGAAUGAAUGCAAAGAAGUCAGUUACCAGCUAGACAACAGAGGCUGCAUCACACAAGAAGAAAACAUUACGAUGUUCAACCUAAAUAAAACAUAUAUUCGAGCCCAGCAUUUUCAUGUCAAUGCAAAGGUUAUUGAAGAAGGGACAGGAUUGGAGUUCAGUGGAUCUGGAACAACGAAAAUUGAAAAAAUCAUAACCAAACUCAUAUUUGUGAAAGCAGAGUCACACUUUAGACACGGGAUUCCCUUUCUUGUGAAAGUCCGCCUCGAGGAUCUCCAGGGCACUCCUAUUCCCAAUGAGCAAGUCUUCUUCAAAGUACAAUCUGGCUACUCCCAUGCUACCACCACUGACAAUCAUGGCCUGGCAGAGUUCUCCAUCAACACCAGCCGCAUUGGGGGUCACUCCCUCAGUAUCACAGUGUACCACAAGGAGGAAUAUGUUUGUGGGAAUUUCCCUUGCAUGGCAGAAGAAUAUGGGGUAGCACACCAUGUGGCCUACAGUGUUUAUUCCAUCAGCAAGAGCUACAUCUACCUUGAGAAGGAAGCCGGCAUCUUGCCCUGCAGCCAGAGUCACACAGUUCGGGCACAUUUUAUUCUGAGAGGGACUGCCUUGAGAGUGCUGAAAGAGCUCAGUUUUUACUACCUGGUCAUGGCCCAGGGCAAGAUCAUCCAAACUGGAAGCCACACUCACCACUUGGAGGCACGAGACCCAGGAAACCUAUGCAAACAACCACAGAACAGUAAGAGCAUCUUCCACCCAUGGAAAAUCCUUCAAAUCCCUGUGUUUAGUCAUCUGGGUUUUCCUGUCAGCAUUCUGAUCCAUUACCAUCUCCUCCCAUUCCCUUUAGCUCAAGAGAAAGGGAACUUUACCUUGGAGAUCCCUGUGGAGUUCGGCAUGGCCCCUGUGGCUAAAUUGCUCAUCUAUGCCAUCUUGCCUGAUGAAGAAGUGAUUGCAGAUUCUGCAAAAUUUGAAAUUGAAAAGUGUCUUCUAAACAAAGUGGACCUAAGCUUCAAGCCAGCCCAAAGUCUUCCUGCCUCACAGGCCCAUCUGCAUGUCACAGCUUCUCCUCAGUCCCUCUGUGGCCUGAGAGCAGUGGACCAAAGCGUGUUGCUCUUGAAGCCUGAAGCUGAGCUCUCUCCUUCCUGGAUAUACAACCUGCCAGAAAUGCAGCACAAGGACUCUAAACCAAGUUCCCACCAGCUGCCCGAAGAUGAAGACCGUUGUGUCUGGCCUAGAGAUAAGGCCCUUAAGGGCGUCGCACACCCACUAAGAAAAGAAAAUGAGAAAGACGUCUAUGAAUACCUGGACAAACUGGCCCAGAAUGGGUGA
Messenger RNA from Acomys russatus (golden spiny mouse), 1758 nucleotides. RefSeq names its product murinoglobulin-1-like. Lineage: Eukaryota; Metazoa; Chordata; Mammalia; Rodentia; Muridae. The record is from RefSeq and is a predicted model, not a curated record. The transcript is spliced from 14 exons. Bases 1 to 1758 code for a protein of 585 amino acids.